UGCAUAGUGAAGUUUGUAAAAUUAAUUGAGGCACAGAUUCCAAGAGGGUUAGGUGAAGAAGAAGCACAAAAGCUAGCAGAGCAUAAUAAAAAGAAAGUAGCCUUUAGCCAAACCGUAGACUCGAAAUGG
Messenger RNA from Racocetra persica, 129 nucleotides. Lineage: Eukaryota; Fungi; Glomeromycota; Glomeromycetes; Diversisporales; Gigasporaceae. The record is from the annotation of a GenBank genome assembly.